This is a messenger RNA of Aspergillus glaucus CBS 516.65, 2217 nucleotides long. RefSeq lists its product as uncharacterized. Gene Ontology annotation, molecular function: ATP binding; serine-tRNA ligase activity; tRNA binding. The transcript has 5 exons. Lineage: Eukaryota; Fungi; Ascomycota; Eurotiomycetes; Eurotiales; Aspergillaceae. The record is from RefSeq and is a predicted model, not a curated record. The coding region runs from base 76 to 2217 and encodes 713 amino acids. Gene Ontology annotation, cellular component: mitochondrion. Gene Ontology annotation, biological process: mitochondrial seryl-tRNA aminoacylation.
CACCGUUUAUAUACAAAUGCAAUUCUUGUAACCAUCCUUCUUUUGUAAUCAUUUCUCUCAUAAAUCUACUCGAUAAUGGCGUCUGCUACAGGAAUUCCACAGGAACAUCCUCGAACCAUCGAGGCCGAGCCUUUGCUGGGCGGACCAGGUGCCGCGACCCAGAGAGAGGAGGAUGCCAUGCCAUAUAAUGUGCUUACUGGCACGGCUGCGAUCGCCCAGGCUGGAAUAUGGGUGCUGACGAUUUUCGUCUGGUUGGGCGUCCUAUCUCAACCGUUGAUGCUUUUCACUGGUCAUCCGCUCCUUAACACCAUAGCUCUCCUCCUCCAAGUCCAAGGCACCCUCAUCCUCCAGCCAACAAGCACAGCGCGUCAGAAGCUCACUGGAACCCGCUUCCACUACAUCAUCCAAGGCCUCAGUCUGCUCGCCUUCAUCGCGGCCUUUCUCGUUAUCGAAAUCAACAAGGGUGACCAUGAGCGCCUCACGUCUCCUCAUGGCGUGCUGGGGCUGAUCACCUAUAUUGUUAUUAUUCUGCAGGCGUCUGUGGGCGUGGUGCAGUAUUUCUUUCCGGCUCGAGUUCUGGGAAGUGUUGAAACAGGAAAGAAGAUUUACAAGUAUCAUCGUGCGUCAGGGUAUGCUCUGCUGGUGUUGGAGCUGGGGACUGUUACUGCGGCUACUCAGACGACGUUCAAUCUGAAUGCUUUGCAUAUUCCUUUGUGGGGAGUGGUGGUGACUUCGGUUUUGGUUGUUGCUGACGUGAUCCGACCAGCAACAGCACCAAAACCCACCCCAGACGUUAAACACAUCCGUCAGAACGCAGAAAUCUACGGGAAAAAUUGUCUCGAUCGAAACUAUGCCUCUCAUUCCGAAUACCCGCUCCGGAUCCAGCAAUUGUCCGAGGAGAGUCAACAGCUCGAUCAUGAUCUCCAAGCUCCGCGGUCCCGCAUUAAGCAGUUAGAGAAGAUGAUUGCGAAGGUGGCUCGUGAGCAACAGGAAUCUACGGGACAGGAGGACCUAACAGCUCUGCGAUCGGAAGCUCAACGGUUAAAAGAUGAAUCGCACGCGAUGAACUCCCGGAAAACAGGCUGCGCGGAGGAAAUCCAACGUCUCGCUCUCGCCCUCCCCAACCUCUCCUCCUCCGAAACACCUGUCGGACAUGACCCCAGAUUAAUCGACUAUAUCAAUUUCGAUCCUCAAUCGCCUCCCGAAUGGGCUACCCGUGCAUCACCAGAUCCCUCCCGCUCCCACGUCGCUAUCGGCACCUCACUGGGCCUCAUCGAUUUCACCAGCUCAGCCACCACGACUGGCUGGGGAUGGUAUUUCCUCACAAACGAAGGCGCUCUUCUCGAACACGCACUGGUUCAGUACUCAUUGGCAGUCGCCCGUCGUCACGGAUGGAAGAUCGUUUCUCCUCCUUCGCUUGUGUACUCGUACAUCGCAGAGGCUUGUGGGUUCCAGCCCCGCGACCAGCACAAUGAGCAGCAGAUCUGGACCGUUGAGCAGAGCGAGAAGGAUAAGCACUCGAAACCCCCGCGUUCGCUGACCGGUACGGCCGAGAUCCCUCUCGCGGCUAUAUACGCCGGUCGUGACAUCGAGGCUUCCCAACUCCCCGUCAAACUGGUGGGUUCCAGCCGGUGCUACCGCGCCGAAGCAGGAUCUCGAGGCGUCGACACAAAGGGUCUAUACCGAGUCCACGAAUUCACCAAGGUCGAACUAUUUGGCUGGGCCGACAACAACAACAACAACAACAACAACAACAACAACAACAACUCCACUCAAUCCGAAAACCAACACCCCUCAACAACCCUCUUCAACAACCUCCUCACCAUCCAAACCGAAAUCCUCACCUCCCUCAACCUCCCCUGCCGCAUCCUUGAAAUGCCAACCACAGACCUCGGCGCCUCCGCCUCCCGAAAACGCGACAUCGAAGCCCUCUUCCCCUCCCGCCUGCGGAACACCUCCGACCUCGAACCCGCCUGGGGCGAAGUCACCUCCGCGUCUAUCUGCACGGACUACCAGAGUAGACGACUAGGGACGCGGGUGCGUGGCGGGUCAGCGAAGGAGUCGAGAUUCCCGCAUACGGUUAAUGGGACGGCGAUGGCGGUUCCCAGGGUGCUGGCGGCGAUUUUGGAGAACGGGUGGGAUGAGAAGAGGGGGGUUGUUGUUGUGCCGGAGGUGCUGAGGGGAUAUAUGGGUGGGUUGGAGGUCAUUGGGAAGUAA